UGUCGAAUUGUGUUGUGCUUGUCAAAACAAGUACGGAACGAAAAUUUCUUCUCCGAUGUCGCGAUAAACAGUUCUGCCGAGUCUCGUUCGUUCCGAUUAUUUUUAAGUACUGUUAAGGGUGGCGGACUUUAUUAAAAGCAUAGUUGGUCCCAUAAAUCUGGAGUGCACGCGUUGUAUGCCCAUCGUAGCAGACACAUGCGAUGGAUGAAGAUCUGAUUGAAUAUGCACCCAACAUUCCGGAUAAUGUUUUGGAGCUAAUAUUCUCCUACCUGAAGCUGCAGGAUUUACGCAAUUGUGCGUUGGUGUGUAAAAACUGGUACCGGUUUUUGUGUGACGAAAACAAUGAAGUAUGGCGGGCGCAAUGCUUGCAAAAAGUACCGACGGAAGCGUUCAAAAAUGAUCUGCUUUCGGUAGUGCCAUCGUACAAAGCGAAGCUGCGUGCAUUUUUCCAUGCAUGGAAUCCUUUCGACUGCAGCCGGCAUGUGUACAUCAAACCAAAUGGUUUUACACUGCAUCGCAAUCCUGUGGCACAGAGUACUGAUGGGUCCAGGGGAAAAAUAGGGUUCAAACAUGGUAGGCAUGCUUGGGAGGUACGGUGGGAAGGUCCCCUUGGAACGGUAGCGGUCGUUGGAAUUGCGACCAAGGAUGCAGCUAUUCAAUGUCACGGAUACUAUGCGUUGCUUGGUGCUGACGACCAAAGCUGGGGCUGGAAUCUAGUGGACAAUCUCUUGCUUCAUAACGGAGAUGCUCAUGGAAUAUAUCCUUUGCUGAAUAAUGCCCCAAAGUAUAAGUUGCUGGCAUUUACAACAGCUCCAGAUCCAUUCGGGAAACCCUAUACCGCACUGAUCGUAGUCCUCUGUCAUUUACUUAUUGAUUGUGCACGCUGGUACGAGCCCGGCGAACAAAAGAGAAGGCUAGACCUGCCAACCAAACAACGGGGGUAAACCUUUGAAAUCACAUAAAUAAAAACAUCAAAUUGCGUCACACUCUCGUCAAACGGUAGUCAACGAGCAGCAGCUAGCGAAGCGAGAAAAUAAUGAAGAUAUCAAUCCCUUCGGGGGGAACCGAACACCACAACGCGGGCGAUCCGACAGGAGCAAGCGCUAGAUGAAAGAAUAUACACCCUUACACAAUUGUAACGUCGCUUGGCUGGCCUCACUUGUUACUUACAAGGAACAGAACGCUGUACCAAGCGCAAUCUGCCAGUUUGUUUCACGCUUUGCUGACCAUGCUGGGCCAAACCGAACCUGCAGACGCGCUUAGCUCUGAUCCAUCGAUCGGUGAAGACGUUCCAAUUGUUUGAUGCGGCUCGUUGCAUCAACGCAAUCAACCAACGAACAAAGGCCAUCGAACGAAGCUUUCAACAUCGGCGAGUGUGCUUAUGCUUAUCGUGUUGUCACUAUCGCACUACUUUUACACUUUUAAUUUUUGAAUAUUAGAUAUUCAGCCCUCAACCUACAAGCGUAGCCUGCUGCCAGUGUACCGAAUUCCACAAAUGCCUUUACACUGUAUAAUUUUACUUUGUACGUUGUAAUUGUCAUAGAUGGUAGAGCAUAAAUGUAUGAAUGAUGUAGG
This is a messenger RNA of Anopheles stephensi (Asian malaria mosquito), 1575 nucleotides long. It is a transcript of the gene Fsn, whose product is annotated as F-box/SPRY domain-containing protein 1. Gene Ontology annotation, cellular component: SCF ubiquitin ligase complex; synapse. The record is from RefSeq and is a predicted model, not a curated record. The transcript has 4 exons. The coding region runs from base 201 to 944 and encodes 247 amino acids. Lineage: Eukaryota; Metazoa; Arthropoda; Insecta; Diptera; Culicidae. Gene Ontology annotation, biological process: proteasome-mediated ubiquitin-dependent protein catabolic process; synapse assembly involved in innervation. Gene Ontology annotation, molecular function: protein binding.